Molecule: messenger RNA, 3794 nt
Organism: Hermetia illucens (black soldier fly)
Lineage: Eukaryota; Metazoa; Arthropoda; Insecta; Diptera; Stratiomyidae
Gene: Arp5
Product: actin-related protein 5
Exons: 8
Coding region: 2026-3756 (576 amino acids)
Biological process (GO): regulation of DNA-templated transcription
Cellular component (GO): cytoplasm; Ino80 complex
Source: RefSeq, a predicted model, not a curated record
CGAGGUCGAUGUAUAAAAAAAUAAUAUUUCUCAAUUUUUGUGCCAAUAAAACGCGGCUAUUAGCCAGGAAAGUAGCCAUAGAAGAGGCAUCAGUGAUGACUAACGGUGCGUAUUCGCCUGAUAGAACCAUGAGUUGCAAAAAGGUUGUUCCAUUGUAAUACUAUUACAUAUAUAUUUACAUUAUUCGUUUUUCUUUAUUUUACCUUUGUGCUUGAUUACAUUGAAGGAACCAUUCAUUCUGGAGAUGACGGAAUAUCUCCGUGAUUCUCGCUAAAAUUAUCGGCGUUGAACGGGCAUUGAUUUUUCCUUAUGUUGUCAAAACCUUAUUUUGGUUUCUAGCUCACACCAUUGUUUUUUUAAGUUAGACAAUACUAUUUUUGUUCCUCAACUGUUAAAUAUUAAAUUUGUGUGGUUUCCUUCUUCUCUGGAGCGCCCCGGUAGGUGCACAUGAAAUAUUUAUAAUUACUCGUAUAUACCUAUUAACUGCAUUUGACACCAUGGAAGCAUAGAUUAAUUUUCGUAACUAGCAAACUCAACCAAAAUACACUACACACAGUGGGUUGAAGAUAUUUCUAAUCUUAUAGGGAAUAUUAAAUAUUUUCUAGAAGCAAUUCUGGCAGCCAUACAAGGAGUGUUUGAAUUUGUAAAAGAGUGUCAUCAGGACUGACGGGCUUCUUCGCUAAACUACUAUCAAGCAUUGGAAACAUCAACAAUUCAAUAAGAUUUUGAAUGAAGACCAUACUCACCCAUCCUUUCCAAACAAAUUGAAUGAUUUCUGCGCGGAAUCGUCUGGCGAUAUUUUGGAACUAUAACUUAAAAUGCAUUUUCCCCGCUAGCGAGAAAAACUGUGGACAAAGACAAUUAGGGACAGCAAUAGGACCAAAAUCCAGAAUCCAGACCAGAAUCUAAAAAGACGCGUGUUUAGGCACUACAUGGGCUAAACGUUCUUGCCCAAGGGUUGCCCUCAACAUAUUCCUGUACCUCUUUCCACUCGGUCUCCAUAUCAAAUACAUUGCAUCAUGCAACGCUGUUAGUUUUCAGGAACUAUGAUACUGGAGAAUGGAGCUUUGCGACCAUAGCAGCAUCUUGGUUAUGCUACCUUUGACUUGGUCAUCAUUACCGAACUGCGGGAUAAGUAGGUUGGGCUUCAGGAAAAAGCUCGCUACGGGCCUCUCAACCAGGACGAAGUGGAACUGUAGCGAUGUGCUGAAAGGCGCUGAUGCUUUUUUUUAUUGAUAGAUGAAAAAUAGGGUGUGGAGUUAGAGCGCCUUCAAACUGGCGUGUUGCUCAAAGUUUCCUCUGAGCUUCCGAAUACAGAUAUAUAGAGGAGAACGAGUUAGCCAGAGGAUCAUUUAAAUUAGCAGCUAUGGUCUGGGGCGUUGUGGCAUAAAAACGGUGCCCCGCAGUGCUAAUUGAACAACCAUCGUUGCCUACCUACUCCCUUUUCAACGAACCUAGAAAGAGCAGUACAAUGGAGGCCGGUGGUAUUUGAACGUAAUCUAGAAAGGUUUUGAUGUUUUUGUGAUUUUAUUUUUUUAUAUUAUUUGCUCCCAAUGUAUCAAGAAUUUUAGCUUUCUGUGUUUCAAGCAUCUUUUCCGUUCCGAGUGCUGUAGAGAAAAAAAUAUGAUUAUUAUUAAAGUUUUAUCGGGUAUGAUAACGUAUGUGGAGAACCGAAGUUUAUUGAGAUUUGGAGAAAGGCUUUGAGGGGCUUUUUUUUUGUUCCAGAGGUCAAGGACUUCAUUGUGCCCAGGGCUCAACUGAACGUGGACUCUCUCAAAGUGGGAGUUAUCAACAAUGCGGAUUUGUCUUUAACUUGAGGUGUAAUACCUUUGUACCUUCCUAUGUGUGUGCAUCAGUGCGAGCUCUUAUCAGUGUCGGGUUGGAUGGUCUGUGUCGCAAAAACCCCUACUGAUUUUCAGGAACCUCAUAGCAAAGCCGCGAAAAGAUCGCAUCAAAAAAGAUGGCGCAGAAAUUGUCGUUACACCUCCAAUACAAAUCGGAAAUGAUAUUUUGAAUAUUGAAGCGAUGCGUUUUCAAUUAAAGACUCAGUUCGAUAAGAACGUUGUCACACAUUACCAAAAUCAGGAGCAAAUUUUCGAUUAUAUUUUCACGCGUUUGGGUAUCAAUGCCGAUGCUUGUGUACCACAUCCAGUUGUUCUUACAGAGUGCUAUGUGAAUCCGAAUUAUUGUCGUCAGUUAAUGUCAGAACUUCUGUUUGAGUGUUAUGACGUCCCAUCAGUGUGUUACGGUGUUGACUCGAUCUACAGUUUUCAGCAUAAUCAAAUUGGAGUAAACGGUCUAAUAAUUUCGUGCGGUUAUCAUACAACUCACAUCAUUCCCGUUUUGAAUAAUGUCCAAAUCGCUUCAAAAGCACGAAGAAUAAACCUUGGCGGAUUUCACAUGAUCAAUUUUCUCCAUCGACUUCUACAGUUGAAAUAUCCUGUGCAUGUGAACGCGAUUACAAUAAGCCGCAUCGAAGAAUUACUUCACAAUUACUGCUCAAUUUCUUUUGACUACAUGGCUGAUCUGAAAAAGUGGGCAUUCCUUGAGUUUUAUGAGGAGAAUGUGAAGAAAAUUCAGCUACCAUACAAUACUCCUGCCACAUCAACAAGCACAUUAACUGCUGAACAGAAAAUUGAAAAGAAAAAAGAACUUGCCAGACGUUUGACGGAAAUUAAUGCGCGAAAGCGAGAAGAACGGUUGGCUGAUGACGAAGACCAGCUUCAGAGAAUGUUGGCGAUUAGGGAACUUUUGGAAGAAGGCGAAAUCGAUGAAUUCAAUGCAACUUUGAAGGAGAAUGAUAUAGCGAAUGUCGAAGAGCUUGAUAAAUUGCUAUCUAAUGUAAAAUCUCGGAUUGAACGAACUAGACAAAAAAUGACUGCUAAUGAGUCUACUUCGACCGCAAUUAUCGAAGAAAAAAUUGCACCAGCUCCUUUGCCACCGGCAGAUAUGUCCGUAGAAGAAUGGGUUAACCAGAUAAAAUUAAAUCGGAAUGCAAUUAUUGAAAGGAAGCAAAGCCGACGUCAGCGUCGACAAGAUUUAGCCAAACGAAGAACAGCUGCCGCACAAGAGCGAAUGCGAAUAAUUUCACAACUAGCCAGAAAAGAGAAGGGGUCUGACAAUUUCGGAAUGCGCGAUGAAGAUUGGGACAUAUAUAAAGCGAUUAGCAAAGAAAACGGCGACAGCGAUAGCGAGAUGGAAAAUGAAAAGUUGAUUGAAUAUGAAGACAUUUUACGGCAUCAUGAUCCAAUGUUUGAAGAGCCUGCGGUCGUUGUUAGUGGUGCGGCAGAAUCACAUCAGUUACAUGUUGGUGUCGAGGCGAUUCGAGCCCCUGAACUGCUAUUUCAACCAAGUAUGAUUGGAAGCUCAGAAGCAGGUCUAGCCGAGACAAUAGACUUUAUUUUUAAAAUGUUUACUGCCGAGGAACAAUUGCUGCUUGCUACAAAUGUCUUUCUAACCGGCGGAUGUGCUCGUUUUCCAGGCCUCAAAGAACGUCUCUCCAAGGAACUUUUGGAGAUGCGACCAUUCCAAACCCCACACAAAGUGUACAUGGCAGACUCACCUUCUUUAGAUGCGUGGUUUGGGGCUCGCGAUUUUGCCAACUCUUCAAAUUUACCUGACUAUCUGGUAACUAAAAGUGAGUACUUAGAAAAAGGCGGAGAAUAUCUUAAGGAACAUGCAGCCAGUAAUUACCAUUUCCCAACACCUAGUCCAAUUGUGACAGAGACUGUAGAGAAAACAGAAUCCUUGACAUAAUAAACAUACAAUGCAAAGGAAAAAACUAUUUGUUUCUU